CUGGCGGCCGGCGCUGAGGCGGCGACGGCGGGAGUCGCUGCUGAGGCGGCCGCGGGCGCGGGUCGCGUCGGCGCUGCUCCGCGGGGCCGGGCCGGGCUGGCUGCCGCUGGCGCCUGGCGGUGAGGGCGGACUCCCGGGGCGGGCGGAAUGGCCCCCGCCCAGGGCACUGGGAGCAGCGGCUGAGCGCAGGAUGCUGCGGAGGCGGCGCGGCGGCUCCUCACUCGUCUCAGAUGUUCAUCUGCUUUCUGCAAUAGAAUCUCCAUGGCCUGAACAUUUUCUGAAAAUUAUUUUGAGCAGACUAUCUGUUUAAUAACAAGAUAACCACAUCAAGAUGGUUGGAAAACUGAAGCAGAACUUACUAUUGGCAUGUCUGGUGAUUAGUUCUGUGACUGUGUUUUACUUGGGCCAACACGCCAUGGAAUGCCAUCACCGAAUAGAAGAACGUAGCCAGCCCCUCAAAUUGGAGAGCAUAAAGACCACUGUGCGAACUGGCCUGGAUGUCAAAGCCAAUAAAACCUUUGCCUAUCACAAAGAUAUGCCUUUAAUAUUUAUUGGAGGUGUGCCUCGGAGUGGAACCACACUCAUGAGGGCCAUGCUAGAUGCACACCCCGAUAUUCGCUGUGGAGAGGAAACCAGGGUGAUUCCCCGAAUCCUGGCCCUGAAGCAGAUGUGGUCGCGGUCAAGUAAAGAGAAAAUACGCUUGGAUGAGGCUGGUGUCACCGAUGAAGUGCUGGAUUCUGCCAUGCAAGCCUUCCUACUAGAAAUUAUUGUUAAGCACGGAGAACCAGCUCCUUAUUUAUGUAAUAAAGAUCCCUUUGCCCUGAAAUCCUUAACUUACCUUGCUAGGUUAUUCCCCAAUGCCAAAUUUCUCCUGAUGGUCCGAGAUGGCCGGGCAUCAGUACAUUCAAUGAUUUCUCGGAAAGUUACCAUAGCUGGGUUUGACCUGAACAGUUACAGAGACUGUUUGACCAAAUGGAAUCGUGCCAUAGAGACCAUGUAUAACCAGUGUAUGGAAGUUGGCUAUAAAAAAUGCAUGUUAGUUCACUAUGAACAACUUGUCUUGCAUCCUGAACGGUGGAUGAGAACACUCUUAAAGUUCCUUCAGAUUCCAUGGAACCACUCAGUAUUACAUCAUGAGGAGAUGAUUGGGAAGGCUGGAGGAGUAUCGCUGUCAAAAGUGGAAAGAUCUACAGACCAAGUCAUCAAGCCAGUCAAUGUGGGAGCACUGUCAAAAUGGGUUGGGAAGAUACCCCCGGAUGUUUUACAAGACAUGGCAGUGAUUGCACCCAUGCUCGCCAAACUUGGAUAUGACCCGUAUGCCAAUCCACCGAACUAUGGAAAACCUGAUCCCAAAAUCCUUGAAAACACUAGAAGGGAGCUACUGAAGAAUGUACCAAAGAUGGAGGAUUAACCAAGUAAAUGGAAGACCUGGGCAAGGAAGUGGGAAUCAGAACCGUAGAGGUAUGAAGAAUGAAUACCUAAGAUGGAUGUUCCUAGAAAAAUCCCAAGACAACACCUGAGCGGGAAAGCUGGAGAACAAGCAGUUCAGUUGGAAGUGAAUGGAGGGAUUCAGGAAGGACGUUUGGGGAAAGGGGGAAAAAAUGGAAGAGGGAAUGUAAACGCCAAGAGUCGUAGAUUGCCUAGAGCGGAAGUCUGCCGCUGAAGGCAGUGCUGUUGGGAGUUCAUAGACGUGUAAGCGAUGAAUCGCCAGAGGCUCGGGGAGAGUUCAAAAGAUUGAGAGUUCAGAAACUCUGGGGGCACAGUCUUAGGGAGCCCCACAAGGUUCUCAGAAUAAAGAUCAGAGAUAAAGCCUCUGGUGCUCUGACAGAGGGAAGGGGAAAGUCACCAUUUUAAAAUAAGAUUGGGACAUUUAGAACAGCUUGCCUUCGAGUAGACUGUUCUGCCAAAGUCUAACCAACCGACUACCCAACUCUAGACCCUCCAGUUUUCCUGUCUUACCUAAAAGAGUCAGAGGAGGGGAAGCUGAGAAGCACUUACAAUGGUUCCGACCGAGGCACACAGGCUCACUAAAAUACUUAGAUGUGAUUAUGGGAUUAUAGAACGCUUUCUCCCCCAGUCCUUAAACACACAUGCCCUACCACCACGCCAGUCAGGCUCUUGUGCAGUAACAGUGCGUUACUACUAAAAGAACUACAAUGCUCAGAUUCUACUUUUAAAAGAAGAGCAACAAGGAGUACAAAAACAAGGACACUUGAAAAAUUUUAGCUUCUGAUACGUAGCUCCAACAACCAGUAAUCACGGGCUCAUUUCUAGCCAGAUAAACGUAAAACCACACACCGAAGGCUUACUUGCCCUACCCCUUUUACUCAGUAUAUCAUGCCCACUUGUGACGAAAACAAACCUACAAGAUGUGCUAAAAGCAAAAAAAAUAAAUAAAUAAACAGUUGGAAGAGACAAUAGAAAGUAUUGAAACUGGAUAUAUGCCAGAAAUUUUGGAAUUACCAGACUGAGUACUUAAAAUAGCUAUGAUGAGGGAUGCCUGGGUG
Messenger RNA from Mustela erminea (ermine), 2507 nucleotides. It is a transcript of the gene TPST1, whose product is annotated as tyrosylprotein sulfotransferase 1. Gene Ontology annotation, molecular function: protein-tyrosine sulfotransferase activity. NCBI's taxonomy places the organism in Eukaryota, Metazoa, Chordata, Mammalia, Carnivora, Mustelidae. Gene Ontology annotation, biological process: peptidyl-tyrosine sulfation. The transcript has 4 exons. Bases 332 to 1411 code for a protein of 359 amino acids. Gene Ontology annotation, cellular component: Golgi apparatus. The record is from RefSeq and is a predicted model, not a curated record.